AUGAUUCUUGCAGAGAUGAUUUAUUUGGCUUUCAGAAUAUAUAGAUUUGUUAGGGUUAAUAUAGCGAGCAGAGGAGAUAUUUUAAAUAUGCUGAGUAUGUGCCUCAGGGGUUACCGUAUCCUUAACGGCCGCCGUACGUCAAAGCGGCACAAUUUCCACUGGAAACAAAAAUGCGCACACAAAUUUAAAUUCCAGCGCCCGCCUCCCCCCCCCCAAGCUUUGUUGCGACUACUGGGGGCCUGGGGUCGUGAGUUCCAGUAUCAUUAUGGCAGCCAAGGAAAAAUGAAAUGUUCAUAUUGUGGUGGCACAGUAACCAACGACAACUGUCAGAAUGUUUGUGAAGAAUGUGGUUGCAUUCAAGAUACAAACUAUCUUGUUGGUGAGGACGGACAGCAAACAUUGGCUAGCACAUUUGCAAAGUUUGGAAAUGAUUACAAGGGUCGUGCCUAUGCAAUAUUUAAAACUUUAUUUAACCAUUGCACACUUGUUCUGGAAACACCAACUAAUAUCAUAAGAGAAGCAGAACUGUUACUUCCAAAGUUAUGGGAUGAUAUUAAGUCGAAACAUUAUCGCAACAAACAUAAGAUGAUUUUAGCGUUGUUGUUUUUGUUGUACCGGAAAAAUAAUCUUCCAAUGAUUUCACGAAGGUUUCUUGGGAAAGCCCAUGUUUGGUAUCCUACUUUUGGAAAAGCUAUUCAGUAUAUAAGAGAACUUUUUACUCUUCCUGAUCAUUUCGAUGUAGAUUUAAAGGAAAUGAUCAGAAAUGAGGUUUCUGAAUUAGUCAAGGUUGUUUUCAAAGAAUCAAAUCCUUCAUUGGUACAAAAAGCAGAGCCUGUUGCUCUUCACUUAGCUAAUGUUGUACAUGAUCAAGAGUGGGAAAAUAAAGCAUCAAAGCUGUAUGUCUCUCAUGUGGCUUGUGCUGUGACUAUUCUGGCUGCGCAGUAUGCCUGCAGUAGUUUGACAAGCCGAAAAACUAAAGCUGGUGACAGGGCUAGUUUUCGCUUUCGUACCAUUAACCUUACUAAAGUUUGUGAACAUGGUUGCGCACAUGUGCGAAUGGUCAGAAAAGUAAUGAAAAAUAUCCAAACGAGAUUGUUUGCAAUAAUGAAGGACUUGCCAUGUAAGCUUGGUAAUGUGACAACUUGCAAACAUGUUCCAAGUAUAUUAAAGGAGCUUUUGGAGCAUGCUGAUUUGAGUGUAGAAAGUGACAAUGUCAAAGAUUGUGACUAUCCUGAUUUUGAAGUGCGUUCAGAAAUGAAGUUAACUCUUCUGAGGGCUUUAUCAAAGUGUAUCCUUAAACACCCUUUGACUUUGGAAACUUCACACAACUGGGUUCAAACUAGCAUGUUUAGGAAUAUGUUGCUCGAUGAACUUUUAAAUACAAAUAAUGACUCAAAUGAACAACACUUGGUUGAAGUUCUGGAUGGUGGCCAUCUUGUUGUCAGCGGAUGCCAAUUUAUGUUUGGACAGUUAGAACUAUUGAGAGAAUUACUCAUGAAGGGAGGUACGUUGGAAGAAGUUAUGAAUAACGAUUCACUUUCAUUGGUGCAGAAAUAUUUAGACAGCACUGUAUCAGAUGAUGAAGAGUUAGAGGAAAUGAGUGACAAUGAAUCAUCUUUGUAUUUAAAAGAUGUUGAAUCAUUGAAGGAACUGAACAAAGAUUAAAAUUUUGUGUGUUUUAUUUUAUUUGUGUUCCUAUUUUUUUUUAAUUCAUGUUUAUGGCAAAGGGACAUGUAUGGCUCCACAUUUCUUUUUGUUGUUAAUUAAAUUUUAUAACUUAUUUCUCUUCAAAUUGUAAUAAUUUAUUAUUCCUAAAAUUGACAAUAUAACAAUG
Molecule: messenger RNA, 1834 nt
Organism: Hydractinia symbiolongicarpus
Lineage: Eukaryota; Metazoa; Cnidaria; Hydrozoa; Anthoathecata; Hydractiniidae
Exons: 5
Coding region: 1-1665 (554 amino acids)
Source: RefSeq, a predicted model, not a curated record